GAAAACUCGGCGACUGCAGCAGAGAGUACAGGAAGUGGUUGCGAUGCAUGCGAACGCACACGAAAUUGGUCGAAUGGAACCGACCUGGGUCCAGGACGGUCCGAACCGCAGUCGUUUACUCUUAGAUUUAAGGCUUCCUUUACUAAUGUGCAGCUGUUAGUCACUUGAUUUAAUAAUACUUUCUUCAUCUUCAGAAAAAUGGAAGCAUCUUGAAAGGAUGAGAACAUAACUCAACUUUCCUGAGUCAGUUAAAGUUUACUAAGUUGCCUCAAGUAGAACAAAACUGUUAUUUGUAAGGGAAAAUGACUGGCACACUAAGGUGCUCUUGUUCAUGAUUCUAUUUCUAAUGAGGUAAAGGUGUUCGCUUGAUGCUAUUCUCAUUAUAGUUAACCUAACCCAUAACGAAUCACCGUCUAGUCCAUUCAUCAUCAUACUAAUGAAUUAGAAUAGUUUAUAGAACGGAUGUAGGAUGGACUUGGAUGGAUCGGAUGGACCCCCCUGAUUCUUCCGAUCCUACUUGAAAUGGUGGGAAGUCCAUCCGUUACAUCCGAUCCAUCCCAUCCCGGAUCUGGCACCCCUAUAAAUUAUUCUAUAUAUGUGGAGAAGUCUAAUAGAUAGUGGAGACUACCUCCUGGUUACCGAGAUUUUGGCUCGACUGCUGAACCAUGAACGCGAGCAGCACGAGUUCGCGCAAGAGUUAUCCGCUGAUCUUGCCAGGAUAAGGAGAGAAAGACUGUUAUGAAAGGAGAAAGGGUACUCAUGAUACGCGAACUUCUCAAGAUAGAUGAAAAGAAGUUACUUUCUAGGUAGACUCGUUCUCAUCAAGAAAAUAGGCACUUUCUAGGUAGGAAACUCAUCAAGAAAAUAGGCUUUCUAAGCAGGAAACUGAAACAGGUCGGAGCCUCUUUUCUUGAGUUUGAGUAUGUUGAGUACGCUUUUUCCUGUCAUAACUGUACGGAACAAGGAGGGGCGAGGACGGCUGCUGCUGUCAGUGAUUUUUUUAUUAUCUGACUGCGCGAGCACGAGCAGGUACUACAAGGGCAGCGCAGCGCAGUGCUGCAAGAGCUCGGGAAGGUGCAGCUGGGUGAUGAAUGAACGGGAGACAGCUGAAAGACAGUUUGUACACUUGCUUCUUCAUGAUAGAAUUAAUUAUCAAUGACUGAUGGUCAUCUGAGGUAUUUAAUACGUUUUGGCUUUUUGGCGUUUUUUAUCCAAUGACAAUGAAUCGAUCUAGGUGUAAGGAGUCGCACGAUGAAGCGAUCACUCAUGAGGCAGAGACGCAUGUGAUAUUCAAUAAAGGAUAGAAGCGAAAAUAAAUGUCUAACUUUCUUGUGACUCUAAUGCCUACGAGAUUAUUAAGUUUGAGUGAGUGGUGGUGGAAGUGGUAGCACCUUGUUUUAUUCUUCUAUGUAACUUCAAUCUAGUAGUUCGAGAACAUGAUCAUUACAUACUAGUACGUUGAGUUUAAAUAUUUAUUUCUAGAUCUAGUUCUAGAUCAACAAAAAUUUUAUUUUUCAAUUGUCUCCUCGUCUUCGCUCGAUGCUUGACUUUGACGUUGGGGAAAGGAUACUAGGGUAGUAGUAGUUGGUGGGACAGAUGGAGGCAUGGACAUACUUUUUUUGAAUCAACACCAGUGUUCUCAGAGUUCCUCAACUGACUUCAAGAUCAAGGCGUUAGUACUAGUUUAUCUAAAUCGUAUACAACGUAUUUUUUUUUGGAUCAUGAGGCAGAGACGUGUG
This is a messenger RNA of Amoebophrya sp. A25, 1739 nucleotides long. The record is from the annotation of a GenBank genome assembly. NCBI's taxonomy places the organism in Eukaryota, Dinophyceae, Syndiniales, Amoebophryaceae.